Messenger RNA from Pollicipes pollicipes, 333 nucleotides. RefSeq lists its product as uncharacterized. The record is from RefSeq and is a predicted model, not a curated record. The coding region runs from base 1 to 333 and encodes 110 amino acids. The transcript has 5 exons. Lineage: Eukaryota; Metazoa; Arthropoda; Thecostraca; Pollicipedomorpha; Pollicipedidae.
AUGCCUGUGUGGGGCCACAUCAAGUUCAGCUACGUGACGCUGCAAGUGCUGCAGAGCUCGGCGCAUCCUGAGGACGACUCUAUCCGCAUCCGCUGGAGGAUCCGCGGAGUCAGCGCCCUCAAGUCCAUGUUGAUGUUCUGGAAAUUCAACAUCUUUAAGCUCCAGAACAGCAUUGACGAGCACGGCGUGGAUUGGUAUGACGGCUACUCCAUAUUCCAAGUGGGUGGCGAUGGGAAGAUCCACACGCACAUUGCCGACAAGGUGAUGCCGGACUGGAGCCGCGAGCUGGACUCCAAGCCGGCGCUGGGUGGCCUGACGGCUGGCAGCACCUGA